UAAUUCCACGACUUUUGAGAGGAAAGAUUCCACGAGGGGGCGACACCAGUCAAAGAACAGCCGCUCAUCCGUCGCUGUGUUUUUCUGUUUAGAAAGACUUGGGUAUUUGAGUUUGCUUUCUAGACACAGUUUCUGUUGGUGUAAUGGCGUCAGUUUGUUUAUCUGUUUGGUGACCAACUGCUGCGCGGAGAGGUCCGCCCUCGCCUCCAUUUCCUGCUGCCUGAACAAUGAGGCCGCUCCUCCUCCGCCGUCUAUGUUCGUGGAUCCUCCGGCGGGAGCGAAUGUCCUGCAGAGAGUGAACGGCUUCUUACAGCUGCCGGAGAUCAUCUGCUGAUCACCUCUUCCCCCAUAUUAUUCGGAUUUAAACGAGCGACGGAAGAAGAGGAUCCUGCUGGAGAUGGAGACCGAGAGAGCGGGUGUCCAGCAGCUGCUGGUGGUGAAAGAAGAAGAAGAUGCUACUGAGCAGCAGGAGUGCAGCUCCAGUCUGGAUCAGGAGGGACAAGAACCUCCUCUCAUUAAAGAAGAACCAGAAGAAGAAGAUCUAGACCAAAUCAAAGAAGAGGCCACCCAGUUCUCCCUCACUCCUGUCCAGGUGAAGAGUGAAGAUGAUGGAGCAACCAGCAGCUGGACUCAACACAUGAAGACAGAAGCUGAUGGAGACACCUGUGGAGGAGCAGAAGCAGCCAGUGACUUGGAUACACCUCUCCUCCCUGACCACCAGAGGUCGCCUUGUUCUGACUCUGACACUGAUGACAGUGAAGACUGGAGAGAAUCUGGUGAUGCUCAGUCAGCUUCAACCUCUGUGGAGAAUCCACCAGCGCCUGCCAGUGACAAGAAAGAGAGUGUCAAUCACAAAUCACUGAUCUGCUCUGGAUGUGGGAGGAAAUGUUCUUCCAAGUCCGGACUGACCAAGCAUGUAAAGUCGUGUGGUGGAGGAUCUUUAACUUGUUCAUUUUGUGGGAAAUGUUUUGAAAAGAAUCAAAAUUUGGAGGUUCACAUGAGAACUCACACUGGAGAAAAGCCUUUCAGCUGCUCUGAGUGCGACAAGUGUUUUAUACGGAAGGACCACCUGAGCCAGCACAUGAAGACACACACUGGAGAAAGACCUUUCAGAUGCUCCCAUUGUGAUAAAUGUUUUGCACAGAGGUACACCCUGAGACUGCAUGUGGAAACUCAUACCAGAGACAAAAGUUUUGGCUGCCCUGAGUGUGGAAAGAGGUUUAUGGGCAAAAGUAUUCUGAAGACACACAUGAGAGCUCAUGCUGUGGAACAACCGUACCGUUGCGCUGAGUGUGGUAAAUGUUUAAAACAGAUUAAGACCUUGAAAAAACACAUGAAAAUUCACAGUGGGGAAAAGCCUUUUGGCUGCUCUCAGUGUGGCAAAUGUUUUCUACGGAGCGAUAGCCUGAAGGAACACAUGAAAAUUCACACUGGCGCAAAACCCUUUGUCUGCUCUCAAUGUGGAAAGUGUUUCACCUACAAGUCCAACCUGAAGGAACACAAGCGAGUUCACACAGGAGAGAAACCUUACUGCUGCUCGGGUUGUGGAAAACCUUUUUCCUCCUCGAGACAAAUGAAGAAGCAUGAGAAAAAUCACAAACUAGACAGCGUUUCCAUGGCAACCACGGAUGCUGUGACCCAGCCCUCCUGAUUCUGGAAUGAUCUUAUGGCACUUUGAUUUUAAAAGUGUUUGUUUACAUAUAAUACGACCAAAAACUGUCCAAUUGUAUUUUAUUUCUUUGUUUAUUUUCCCUCACACACGAAGAAUCAGGGUCUGAUAAUAUCAAGGGUGCGUACUUGAAUUCCGUAUUUCAACGAGAACUGGUACAGUAUUAGUAUCAGUAUUCAGAGGGAAAUCUUUAACUUCUCACCUCUAACAGGGGGACACCUGGGACACAGAGUAAGGAAAUAAAUGCGGCUCCACUUGUAUUACCUCAUUCUGUUCCGCCUAUGUUUCCAUAUGGGAGAGCCAGGCCAUUGCUUUUACCACUUAGGCUUAGUCCAGAAAAGGUGUAAAGAAGGAGAGGGAAGAAGAGAAGGAAAUAAAAGUCUUUGUGCCUGUGUGUGUUUAAACAUGCGGCGUAGGAUCACGCUCACGAUCCUGAAUGAACGGAGACAGCAAUGUGUCUGGUCCUUAGCUGUGCUGUUGCUGUGACAGUUCAGAAAAGUGUUGCUGGAUGCACCCGUUCUCCUUCAUGUUCCUCUUUGAGGCAGCUCCUCUGUGUUCUUGGCUUCUGAGGGAUGAGAAUGUGCGUCAGAGUUUGAAAGGUUCCUGUUGACUGACAAUCAUCUGCUGGAGUUUUCACAACAUUUAUUCUGCUAUCGAUGAGACGGGGAGCGACGGAGUGUCCUGCUGGAGCUCGAGACCAGCAGGUGCACAGAGACGCACAGAUUUUUUGGGGAACAACGUUCUGCAACUCGUCCCAAAUCUGCAAGCGUAUCUCACCAGACUGUAGACGGUCAAAGAUGAAUUCAAUGUGUUGGAGUUGGUCAAUUCUGAAAGUUCACUUCGCGCAUCCUUCAUCUCUGACACGUCUGUGUAGUGAACUAUAUGAUGCUGGAUUCACCUACUGUGCCUGUGUCUUGCCAUUUCUAAGGCAAAACAAAAUAUUUUCGCUUUUGUCCUGGGCUGAUUAAAAUUCCUGUCCAGCGGGUGGCGGUAGUGCGCCUUUAACCUGUCGCAAACCCAACUCGACAACAUGAAGAAGAACUUGAUCGCCUCCAUUUCCUCACUCAUGGAAAGAUGCUCUGAACGAUGGGUGUGAGCGACCAUCACCAGACGUUUCUCUGUUAGAAGCGAGAUGCAGUCCAGGGGAGCAGGUACUCACUGACUGGAGCGGAACUUGUCCGUUGUGUUUCCGAAGUGUUGACAGAGUCACGUCACCGAGACGUUGUCUGCCCCUGAGACGUUUAUAUGAAAUCAUCUGUGAUGCCUCCCUGCCGAGAUGCGUGUCUCUUCUGCGGCGCGUUUGUACUCCACUGUUUCAUGGCAUCUCUUGCGAGCCUGAAGUGUCGGAAACUUCCGAGGCUAGCUGUCGGUGACACUUGUAUGGGCCUAAGAAUGAAGAAUGAACGUUUUUUUUCCCCCCUGAUUUCGCAGAA
This is a messenger RNA of Synchiropus splendidus (mandarinfish), 3102 nucleotides long. Its product is annotated as oocyte zinc finger protein XlCOF6.1-like. The coding region runs from base 398 to 1651 and encodes 417 amino acids. The record is from RefSeq and is a predicted model, not a curated record. NCBI's taxonomy places the organism in Eukaryota, Metazoa, Chordata, Actinopteri, Syngnathiformes, Callionymidae. The transcript has 2 exons.